AUGGCCCCAGCACUCGCCCAGCCCACGUCAGCUCUCGUUGGGUUUAUGAACAAGUCUCCUGCCCUCUUCUGGACUAUCACCACCGUCCUCACCGUUACUAUCCUAUGCUUUGCCUCGUACGCCGGCACCCAGCUCCACCGCCGCUUCAAGCCCAAAGUUAUCGAAUGGGUCGAUCGCCUCAAUGAUCCCUACACAAUCGGUCCACAGCGUAAGCGCUUCAGCCUCCUUUAUGACGAGUCCCACAAAGUGAUCGGUUUCAAAUACAAGCCUGGCGGCACCGGCUGGUCCUCCGAUGUCGAGGCGAAGGUGCACAUCGACUAUCCACCGGCGGCGUUCAGCCCACGGCGCAAGUACACCCCUUCGCCGACGUUCGGCUCCUGGACGCCUGUCCCAGAACCGGGCGCGAACGUCACGAAUUGGGCCGCUGACUACGAGAGUCGCGUGCGCGAGGAGUGCGAGGUGCGCACGCAGCGGAACGCCUACGCACAGUCCCACUCCGUCUGCCGCUCAUCCUCGCGCACGAGCUGCCCCCGCCAACCCGAGCUCCCACCACCUGCACCCCAUCUUGAGCGUGCUUCUGUCCUCGUCGAGGGCAACACCCCGACUCCUGGCGACUCGGACGUCGACGCCAACUCCGACGCGUCCUUGCUUGCCACGCCCGGUCUCGAAGCGGACGACUUUGGAGGUGACAGGCACUCGCCAGUCAUCAGCGACGAGUGUGACUCGCCCGUGAUUGACUGUGCCUCGCAGGAGCGUGGCCUGCGGAUCAUCCUUCCUGGCGGCUCGCCGUUGCUGCCCUCGCUCUCGAUCCCUUCGCCGUCCAAGGCGCUCGUCAAGGACGCCUCGCGCCCGCCCCACUGGAACUUCUGA
Messenger RNA from Phanerochaete carnosa HHB-10118-sp, 870 nucleotides. RefSeq lists its product as uncharacterized. The transcript is spliced from 2 exons. The record is from RefSeq and is a predicted model, not a curated record. Bases 1 to 870 code for a protein of 289 amino acids. Lineage: Eukaryota; Fungi; Basidiomycota; Agaricomycetes; Polyporales; Phanerochaetaceae.